AUAACACAAUCACUGUUCUCCGACUUGAAUGUGGUCUACGAACCGCGAAGUGGCCGCUGGAGACGUCGUCAUCAUCUGGCAGACCAGGGAACUCAUCCAACCGCUGUUGAUCACACCCGGAAAGGAUUUCAACAGCAGGUUUGGUCACUACAGGCACUCAGAUCUGAUAGGUGUUCCAUAUGGAUCCAAGGUAGCAUCACGCAACGGCAGAGGGUUCAUUCAUCUUCUGAGGCCCACUCCGGAACUCUGGACGAUGGCUUUGCCCCAUCGAACACAAAUUUUAUACCUGGCGGAUAUCGCUUUUAUCACCUCGUGGCUCGACAUAAGAUGCGGUAGCCGUGUCAUCGAAGCAGGGACAGGAUCAGGAUCUUUUUCACAUUCUGUAGCGAGGACCGUCGGCCCUAGAGGCCGCCUAUUCUCUUACGAAUUUCACGAAGCCCGUGCGGAGAAGGCGAGGGAGGAAUUCAUUCGCCACGGCAUGCAAGACAUCGUCACUCUUACCCACCGCAACGUGUGCAAGGAUGGUUUCACAAUAGAAAGUAUGGCAGAUGCGGUCUUCCUUGAUCUACCCGCUCCAUGGGAGGCUGUGGGACAUGCAAAGAAUGCAUUGAGGAAAGAUCGGCCUACUCGUAUCUGUUGCUUUAGCCCCUGUAUGGAACAGGUAUUGCGUGCCGUGACCGCUCUCAAUGAGGCGGGUUUCACAGAUAUCUGCAUGUAUGAAACACUAUUGAGACCUCACGAAGUCCAGCAAUUCCCUGCCCCUUUGUCACUCGACAAUAUUGUUGAUAAACUCAAGAGACUAGAGAAGUUUCGCGAAGAGAAGAGACUUCGCCAGAUCGCCAACAGCAAGAGGAAACGCGAAGAUGAUUCUGAUAUUUCCGAGCCGGACAAGAGGGCCAGAACAGGCGAACCAGACGCUACUCGAAAUGAAGGCGUACCAUCGAUCAGUAACCUUCCUGUGCUACCAGUGGCGGAUAGUGAGACCAAUGAAGAGGUAGCAGAAACCACCGUCAAUUGGUCGAAAGUCUGUCAUGAGGUUCGGGGUCACACGUCGUACCUCACGUUCGCUCGUCUAGUACCCUAUCCAGCUGGAACUUCAAAUGGAGAAACGGAAGAUCUGCCGGCAACCAACGAGUGACCGCCGUGUGCAUUAGCUAAUCCUAGGUGUAUAGCACUGUAGUAGAAUUCUGCGCUGUCAUACAGCUCGCCGUUGUAUGUAUAGGGUAAAGUCUCGGCCAGACAGCUCCAGUUAGUCGCACGGCAUCCAUCACCUUAACCUAUUAAACCUUGGCUGCGCUCUUCGGUACACGUGGUCGAAGAACGCGUGUGGGUCCAGGGCUUACGGUGCCCGGGUCUGGCCCCCGCAUACGUUUCGGCGGUGUAACAUUAGCCUCAUCGCCAGAAGCGCUUUGGCUCUUGGC
Messenger RNA from Pisolithus orientalis, 1421 nucleotides. RefSeq names its product tRNA methyltransferase complex subunit Cpd1. The record is from RefSeq and is a predicted model, not a curated record. The transcript has 8 exons. Lineage: Eukaryota; Fungi; Basidiomycota; Agaricomycetes; Boletales; Pisolithaceae. Gene Ontology annotation, biological process: tRNA methylation. The coding region runs from base 29 to 1138 and encodes 369 amino acids. Gene Ontology annotation, cellular component: nucleus; tRNA (m1A) methyltransferase complex.